ACUUCAUCUUUGUGUUCAGUCAGUUGUUGGGCGCCGCCACGUUUGGACGUUCUCUCUCUGUUUCACCUGCUAGUUACAUCGUGUUAUUUCCGUGUGGCCACGUUACAAUAUUCAAGCCAUUAAAGAACAGCAUCGACAACAACAACACAGAAAAGGGGACACACCUGUUCUUGUAGCAAAGCUAAAUCCGGCAAUGUGGUGACGACACAUUUUUUUUUGUUACCGGCAUUCUUUUUUACGUCGAAACAGCAGGGUGGAAAAGAGGAGAACAGUGGGUGCGGAAGUGGGGUUGAUUGUUUGACGAGACGCAGUAAUAGAAAAUGAGGCAGCAGGAGCAUCAACAACUGAACGAAAUGGAUAACAACGACCGGAAACGUGGCGAAACGACGUCGCUCGACGCUACGCAUCAACACAAAGCUCCCGUCAAGGGACGGUGCAACAACGAUCCUCUACCGCUACCUCAUUGCGAUUUAAAUUUGAAGUUUGCAGAAGAUACGAAUAGGAUCGACGAGCGAGCCUCGCCCACAUCCAUGUCGAUUGAAAGUAGCCAAGAAACGGUCCGACUUCCGGCCACUUUCGGAGUGAAAUUCUUGGGCAAACGAGAAGCGAGAGGACUUUGGGGUAUCAAAUACACACGGAAACCUGUCGACGAAAUGGUAACACAGGCCAAAUCCCUGAAACCGGGCACAUCACUGCCUCAUCUUCACUUCAAAGUCGACUCGACUGGUGUUACUGUCAGCGAGAUGCCCGACAACCGUUCACGCGAUUUCGAAACUGGCUUCUACCCUGUGGAUAUCAUUUCCUACGGCGUCCAGGAUGUUGUCUACACGAGAGUGUUUUCGAUGAUCGUCGUUCGGGAUACGACGGCCAUCUCUCCUUCGGUGCUAAUGGGCGGCACAGCGGCUCCGUUCGAAUGCUACGCCUAUGUCUGCGACAGCCGCCAAAGUGCCAGGACGCUGACAAUCGCCUUGGCGACGGCCUUUCAAGAAUUCAGCAAGACUGUCCGGAAUCAAAAGACGAAGCACAAACGCAUCGCCAUCGACUUACGCACGCCAGAGCAAAUGGCCGCCGAAUGCGAGGAUCAAGAAACAGAAGCGUAAAACUUUUUUUUCCCCUCAUCAUUUUAUCUUUUAAUUGCUCUCUCCCCCCCCCCCUCCUUUUUUGUUUCUUUCGCGUGUGACUUUUUUAACGUUUCUCCCAAAUUCCUCCGGUGUAGAAUUUUAUUUGAUUAUUCGGUGUAAUUUUGGAGAAUUAUACUGUAGGAGAAGUUUGUUCAUAAAUAGUUUAGUAUUUA
This is a messenger RNA of Daphnia carinata, 1294 nucleotides long. RefSeq lists its product as uncharacterized. The record is from RefSeq and is a predicted model, not a curated record. NCBI's taxonomy places the organism in Eukaryota, Metazoa, Arthropoda, Branchiopoda, Diplostraca, Daphniidae. The transcript has 3 exons. The coding region runs from base 321 to 1100 and encodes 259 amino acids.